Molecule: messenger RNA, 5616 nt
Organism: Etheostoma spectabile (orangethroat darter)
Lineage: Eukaryota; Metazoa; Chordata; Actinopteri; Perciformes; Percidae
Gene: lmo7a
Product: LIM domain 7a
Exons: 31
Coding region: 508-4926 (1472 amino acids)
Biological process (GO): regulation of signaling; regulation of cell adhesion
Molecular function (GO): protein binding
Source: RefSeq, a predicted model, not a curated record
CCGAUCAAAAGACCCGUGGGUGGUCCUCGGACCCCACUUUGGAAACUCUCCUGCCACAGCCUAAUGCAGAGCUCUAACUUCAUGAGAAGAGAAUCCUGUCAGACGGUGUGAGCGCGGAUCGGACUUUGACGACUCGUUAGACCGCUGCAUAGCUGGCGUAAACAGCACAGAGUGUGAAAAAAAACCCAAAGAAACCAACCACAGGUGUGUCGGAUGAAAGAACAGGUAACAGCAAGGUGACGCAAAGGGAAUGCAUAACUGUUACACCUUGCAUUCAAUCAAGGAUACGCUGUUGGAAAUGAACAAUAGACUAGGAGGCAUUUUUCCUGAAUGAGUAGUGUGAUUACACGUUCACCUGUGAUGCUCUAGAUAUUGCUCGACGAGUUUUGAGUGAGUGUUAUUGUGUCUGCUUGUUUGGACUGGCCCACAUUUUAUGUCGCUGGACUUUAAAUGCGGGCCACGAAGCGAAUUGCCCCCCCAGUGCAGCUCGGAUAAUACGCGUUUGUGAUGGAGUGGCGUCAGCAGUCCACUGUCAGCUACGACGAAGCCUACUUGGAGGCGCAGAGAUGGAUUGAGGCAGUAACCAAGAAAACAUUUGGGAGCGACGACUUCCGAUCGGCGCUGGAGAAUGGGGUUCUGUUGUGUGAUCUGAUCAACAAGAUCAAGCCUGGUAUCAUCAAGAGGGUUAACAGACUACCCACACCUAUUGCUGGACUGGACAACCUUAACGUCUUCCUCAAGGCCUGCGGGAAGCUCGGACUAAAGGAAGCACAGCUCUUUCACCCAGGAGAUCUUCAGGACUUAUCCACAAGAGUUACAGUCAAGCAUCAAGAGACCAACAGGAGGCUGAAAAAUGUACUGAUCACAAUUUACUGGCUUGGUAGAAGAGCUCAGUGUGAACGUUUCUAUGAUGGACCUUACCUGAAUUUUAAGGCAUUUGAGGGCUUAUUGGGCACAGCACUAUACAAGGCUCUGCAAGAAUCGUCCAGUCAGAAAGGCAGCAACGUCAGAGACAGCGGUUUUGGAGAUAGCUGGUACUCAGAGCGAGAGGAGCUCUUCCAUCCGAGAGAAGGAGAAGGAGGAGGACACCGGAGAGACGACUCCCUUGACAGCUUGGACUCUUUGGGCUCCCGACCUCAGAGCAUCUCAUCUGAAACCACUCUUAAAGGAAGCAGCGAGGGUUGUUGUAGUGACACUGAGGCAGACUCUGUCUACAGGAUGGCUGAGAACAAGGACAGUCUAAGUUACCGACGGUCAGUAACCAUUACACCCAAGGCCAGUUCCCAGUUUAACCAGUUCCUGCCCACUAAAGACAAAGCCUCAGGCUAUGUGCCUGCUCCACUAAGGAAGAAACGGGCCGAACGCAAUGAGGACAGCCGGCGCAGCUGGGCCAACCCCUCAUCCACAGAGGAUGAAGGCACACUCACCAGACAGCACCAAAUGCAAGAGAGUAUCGACGGGAGUAAAUCAACAAGCGAUAUCCUGGUUGACCCCACCGUCAUCCAGCAGGUUCGCUUCGAAGAGCUGCAGAAGUAUCGUGAGCGGAUAAAAUCCACUGAGGAUAAGUGGCAGGAUGACUUGAGCAAAUGGAAAAACCGGCGCAGGAGUGUCAACUCUGAUAUAGUGAAGAAGAAAGAGGAACGGGAGAAGAUAGAGGAGAUCACAUACAGCAACAGAAGGUCCAAGACCUUCAAGGAGAUGCAAGAGGAGAGAGAAAACAAAGGACAGAACAGCAUUGGGGGUCGUCUCCCAUCUCUGUCUCACCUGGACAGCGAAGACGUAUUUGAUACACCUGUAAUUACCCCACGUACCCGGACCUUUCCUGCCAGGAGCUACACUAUUGACACUCCUUACUGUUCUUCUGAACCCCUUGAGCCUUCUCCAAAAGAGGUCGACCUCCCUGCUGCCUCCCCAGCGACCGGCAAGGCCGCUUCGCCUCCCACCUCAUUGGAAGUUGACAUUGUGGACAGUCCUGCAGGCAGCGACACCACAACCACCAUCACUCCCACGAGCCGCAGCUUUUUCCACAGCUCCCUGUCUCCAGCAGCAGCAGUAGCAGCACCUUUACAGAAGAGUCCAGUCUCAGAACGCACCAGCACAGUCAAGACAGAAGAGACCACAACCACCAUCUCCUCUUCUGGCUUCCCACAAAAGGUGCCUGAGCCAAGGACCUCAUUGUUGCGCACACAGACUGAGGUGGGGGCCCCCUCCUCUGGUUCUCUGUACAAACAACAACCACAGCCCAUCUCAAUGGAACCUAAGCCUCCUGGGGUGUCUCGGGUUUCCGCCUCCCUUCCCAGGAGCUACCAGAGAUCGGAUAGCGCACGUCUAACCUCAGUUAUUGCACCAAGGCCCUUCGGAACCCAGUCGUCCCGCCUCACCUCACUCCCCCGAGCCGCUACAACCGACAACUCUCAGAAGCGUGUCAACGGCGACGCCUCUAUUUCUAAGAAGUUGUCGGUGCCGAGCCGCUAUCACCAGUUCAUGACCUCUGAGGACGAGACUCACUCUCAGUCCAGCUCAGCCCACAGCAGUGAGGAGGAGGAGGAGGAGGAGGAAGAGAAGGAGGAGGAGAAAGAAGACAAGACCACAGCAAAGAGCAUCACCUCUUCUCAGAGUGUCUCACCUGUCCCUCCUCAGAUCAAGAGUGAAGCCCCAGUCAGUGCUGCUCCAGCCAAAGAAACCAGCCAGGAGAACUACUGUGAGAUGCGGAUCAGCCUGAACCAGAAGCCCAACAGCAGCAGAGACUUUGGCUUCCAGGCGACCUGGGACUCGACAGGAGCUCGCAUCACGUCCAUCCAGCUAGGCAGCCCGGCAGAGAUGUGCCAGCUUCAGGUCGGAGAUGAGGUGUUAACGGUAAACGGGCACCAGGUGGCAGAAAUGAGCUACCCAGACUGGAAGUCCUGCAUGGAAAAGGCUCUGCAGGAGGGCAGUUUGAUUAUGGAUAUACGCCAUCAUGGCAAGAACAAGUGGGACAGAGAUCAACCUUCCCUGCCAUUUAAAAGCCAUAAGACCAUCAAUCUGACCAGUACGGAUCCGAUACUUGUAGGUUCCCCUGACAAAAACACUGUCAGCUCCAGCCUGGAUUUCACCUCACGCUCUUCCAUGGAAAAGCUGGUGUCCAAAGAGGCUCCCGCCCAUCCAGUCGUCGACGUGGCUUCAAACGGAGUUAAUGGAGGUUUCCGUGAACAGUCGGUGACGAUGAGGAACAAAGAGUCAGAACCCAUAUCUUUGAAAAACUUAAAACGGAGAUCAGAGUUUUUUGAAAAAGGUGGCUCAGGGUCCAGUGUCAGUGCGCUGGUCUACCUCUGUGGAGGAUCAGAGUCUGCAAUGCCAGAUAUACCUGUUCCUUCAAUCAUUCCUUCUUCCAGCCGCUGGUCCUGGGACCCAGAGGAGGAGCGCAAAAGACAAGAGAAAUGGCAGAAGGAGCAAGAGCGCCUCCUACAGGAGAAAUAUAAGCGCGACCAGGAGAAGUUGCAGGAGGAGUGGCUGAAGGCUCAGCAGGAGGUUGCCGAGAGUAUAAACCAAGAAGAGCCUGGGAGCCUAGAGAUGAUCAGACACAGCAUCAGCCCAUUCCCGUCCCUCUCUACCACCAACCAGCCCACCUCUCCUUCGUGGGAAGAGGAAGAGAGAAAGAAGAAGGAGGAGCAGGAGCGCCAGAAGCAGGCAGAGGAGCAGGAGCGCCAGAGGCAGGCAGAGGAGAGGAGGAAGAGGGAAGAGGAGGAGCGUGAGCUGCAGCGUCUCCAGGAGGAGAGAAAGAGGAAGGAAAGGCAGGAGGAGGAGGAGCGGAAGAUGAGGGAGGAGGAAGACCUAAGAUGGCAGAGGAGGAGAGAAGAGGAGAGGAAGGAGGCAAGCAGGCGGCAGGAAGCUGCAGAGCAACAGCGCAGAGAGCGGGAGAGAGCAUUCGAGCAGCAGCAGCCGUGGGCUGAUGGCUCCCAUGGCUUUGCCAAUGUCCAGUCAUCACUGUCCUUUACAGACAGGACAAAAUCUAAAUCAUCUCCCCAGCUUGAUGAAGAAGAAAAACCUCAGAGAAAAGGUGUGUAUGUGCAGCCGGGGGGCAUGGCUCACUGGCUGCUGGAAGAGCAGCUUAGGAGUGCGCGUGAUAAACAGGCCCAGAGUCAGCGGGCUGCAUCAGAGCUGGAGACCGAGAGGAGAAACAUCCUCAAUGCCAUGAGAUACAGAGAGCCGGAGAGAGUGACGGGCAGUGGAUUGGGUGAUAAAAGGAGUCAGCAGUCUGUGUCGCAGGCAGAGCUGGAGCGGCAACAGAUCCUGAACGAGAUGAAGAAGAAGACUCCGCUGCUGAGGGACAAAAGCUGGAUCCGUGAGCGUUCCUCCACCACCACCAUGAUCCAGGAGUCCGAUGUGCCACCCAUGCGCAGAGGUGAGUCUCUUGACAACUUGGACGCCUCCUACAACUCUUGGCGCUCAUCAUGGACACCCAGAAGUAACUCUUACAUCCCAAACUACACUCGGCCUCACUCUGCCCUCUCUGGCAGCACUUCCUUUUACGGUGGUGGGUUAGGGGGCCAGCGGCUUGGCUCUUCCAUUCUGCCUUCCUCCUCCUCCAUGGGCUCCCUCCGGGGCGGGGCAGGAACCCCCUCUUCCCCUUGGUCCCAGCAGUCGCCUUCCCCCUCACCCUCCUCUCCAUCACCCCCGUCUUCUGAGGCUGGCGCCCCCGAGCAGCGGAGCAGGUCAGUGAGUGGCAGGAAAAUCUGUACGUUCUGUGACACCACACUGGGAAAGGGAGCAGCCAUGAUCAUCGAGUCCCUUGGGCUCUGUUAUCAUUUGGGCUGUUUUAAGUGUAUCGACUGUAAGUCGGACCUGGGAGGAUCGGAAGCCGGGGCUGAAGUCAGAAUACGAAACAAGCAGCUGUACUGUAACACCUGCUACAUGCGAUUCAAAGCUGGCCAGCCAACCUCUAUGUGAUGUGACUGUACUCCAGCAGAUUGAUGAAGAGACUACUUGUGACAACAACCCAUGAGCAUUUAAGUGAAGCCAUUGCAAAUAGCUGGGACACUUGGUUUGGACAUACUUCCAUUUAUGACUAGAAAAUUUCAGUUGAAUCGCUGAUGAGAAUUAUAUUUGUGGUUAUUGAGAGGUUUUGCUUGCAAAGACGUUAUCUACUUUACUGUGUUUAUAUCAUAUUAAGUAUUACAGUUGUACAAAAUGUAAGGGUUCUGCAUGCACCGAACUUUUAUGUUUUAGCCCCAAAGCUAGUCAAAACGUUAAAUUGUCUAUAAGAUUAUUGAGGCAGAUCUUUGUAAUGUUCUCCAGUGAGAAAGAUUUUAGACAUCUUGAGAGAGUUUUCAAGGUUUCAAUCUCCUCUUCCUCAUGUUUCUUUUUCCGAGUCUUGUGGUAUUAACACGUUUGUCGACCAAUGUAUUCCUAUCAUGUCUAUGUGCCUUUUCGUUUGUAACAGGGAGAAGUAAUCAAGAUUAUUUGGAAUCUUUCAAAACAUAUUUAAAAUGGUCUGCUUGGAUUGCACUUAUCUGGAGUUUUCACUGACAUAUGGAGGAUUGUACACACAAGAAGGUUUCCUCGUGAAGAUUAUAUCAUACAGAAUGGCAUUCAGGCAAACAGUAUCAUUUGUAAAUAAAAUGACUAAAUGCGUCAUCU